This is a messenger RNA of Mesorhabditis spiculigera, 2001 nucleotides long. The record is from the annotation of a GenBank genome assembly. NCBI's taxonomy places the organism in Eukaryota, Metazoa, Nematoda, Chromadorea, Rhabditida, Rhabditidae.
AUGACUGGACCCCCUACCUUGGUGACGCUGCCUGUGGAGCCAAGCUGCGAGAUGCACAAUCAGGUACGCUGGAAAGCCGCACGCGUGUACGAGAGAAAGGAAGCCAUUCAGAAAACGCAAGCAAUCAACUGCGUGGAAGAACGAGUUGAAAAAUGCGUUGAGAAUUGGCUAGGCCUCAUGGGAUCGUCCACAGUUCUACCGAUAGAACCCUUGGGAAUCUCUCCGGAACAAUGCAAAAGGGCACUGGAACAAGGUCGAGUUGGAGAACUUCUCCUCGAAAUAAAAGGCAAUGGCCUAUGGCAAACAGUGGAAGCACCGCCGGUCAAGAAACCUUGGUUUGGCACGAAUUGCGAGAACACCUCUAGAUUCACCGUACGGGAGGGCGAAGCCCAUCGUUUUGCCGAUCAGGUUAUAAUGACCGUCCCACCCGGGAUUGCGUUGGAUGAGUCGAACUACAUACGGACAGGUGGCGGAAUUACGAUCUGGCAAGAACUAGCUGAAAACGCUUGUAACUGGGAGUUUAUCGGACUCUCAGAGAUCCUCACCGACUUUGAUACCGUAUACAUCCAGCAACUGGAUUGGAUCGACACGCUGUUGUCGUCCGAACCAGUCGAAGAAUGCGGCAAAGUAGGCUUCUUGACAGCUGCAGGAAUGCUAAUUGUGCGAGAAGAAGACAAGCGAGCGAAGCGAAGCCCAGAUCCAGAUCCAGAUCCAGCGGAUAACGGAGACCGAAAAUGGAUUCCAAAAGCGGAAUUGAUCGGAGAAAAACCAGAAAAUCAGACCGAAAUUACCGCGAAAUGGAUUCCCAGCUUUUCAGGACAGAUCGAACAGAUUCGAAAAGACAUCAGCGCCGUGAAAAGGGAUCUGAACGUGACGAUGCACAUCUUCAAUGUGAAAAUCGAAAAGCUAGAACGACUAGACGUGACACAAGAACGAGCGGUAGGCCAACUGAUAGCAGAACGAAGUCAUUUAUUCGACCUGCAAAAGAAAUUCACAAUGCUGGAACAGACAAUCGAAAAACAAAACCUCGAAGAUGCUAAAGAAGUAAAAACGCACAACGAAAAGGUCGACACCAUCAUCGCGGACAAUGGGAAAAGAGAUAAACAACUAGAAACGAUGAGGGAGAAAAUUGAGAAGGCUACGGAAGAGAAACUACAAGAAAUGGGAGUCGAAACCAGAAAACUCGACAAGCUGAUUGGCACGAUCAGGGAACAAGUAGCGGAGAUCCAGAAGCCAAUAGCACGCAUGGAGCCGGUUCACAUAAGAAUGCAACAGGAGAUCAAGGAGCUGAAGGAGAAGCUCGAAGCAAUCAAGACGGCGGAAGCCCGCCCGAAGGUCAACGAAUCAGGAUUUCAGCAGGAACUAGAAAAGCUGAGACAACGGGUCGAGCAACUGGGAUACGCAAAUCAAGAAGAGUCAGAAUUUACGUCAGUAUGUCUGGCACAUCGUCAAGAAUUUAGACACUGGAACACCAGAAUACUGAUAAAUCCAACGACUGCGAUCCGAGAAAUCCUGGAACGACCAAAUCUACUCGUACACCAAGUGGAUGCCAGAAGGUAUCUCGUGCACGAAUGCAAGGAUCUUGAAAUACAAGAGAGCCAAUUGAUUAAAAAUCACCGCAUCGGUGAACGAUGCUUCCUGCAACUGCCAUUCAAGACGGAGAACGGCGAGUUCCAAUUCAUCCAAAUUUCCACAAAGGAUAUCGUCCCUCAAGGCGACGAGAUCUCAUGCCUAGGAGAAAGACUGAUUCCACAAGCCUUAUUUCUAGAAAAUCAGGCACCGGAACUCGACCACAAACACCCGCCGGCGCACACUGCAAUGAGGACACGAUUGGCUCGACAGACCACGACAGACAAAGUCACGAAUUGGCUGGAGACACCGUCCAGAUGGUUGAAGAAUCUUAGCGGUGAUAUACUUCAAAGUAUGGGUAAUCUCGACUUCGACAAGCUCACUAACGGGAAUCGUGAAGGCUGUACUUCCAAGGGUGAAUUCGCUAACGGC